Papaver somniferum (opium poppy) is the source of this 1336-nucleotide messenger RNA. Its product is annotated as photosynthetic NDH subunit of subcomplex B 2, chloroplastic-like. The coding region runs from base 116 to 1204 and encodes 362 amino acids. Gene Ontology annotation, biological process: carbohydrate metabolic process. The transcript has 3 exons. The record is from RefSeq and is a predicted model, not a curated record. NCBI's taxonomy places the organism in Eukaryota, Viridiplantae, Streptophyta, Magnoliopsida, Ranunculales, Papaveraceae. Gene Ontology annotation, molecular function: catalytic activity; carbohydrate binding.
AUGUCCAAGGUUUAGUUACUACAGCCAAAACCUAACAAAUCAGUUUUGGAACAACAGGAUGAGCUUAACAGAGUAGUAGUGUGUGUGGAGGUAGAGGAGUUACAUUCUCUCACUCAUGGCGUCUUCCCUCAUCUCCUUCUCUCUCCUCAAACCAAAACUCAAUUUAAUCAGAGCUUCAUCAUUGCCAUCAUCCGUUGCCACCACCAUUACCGAAACCAGUACAUCGUCGCCUAUGCUUGACCAGAAGUUUGGCCGGAAAGGCAUCAAAUUCACAGAGACUGGCAGCAUUCCAACUGUCGAGCUUACCACAAGAAAUGGCAGCUCACUGUCCUUGCGAAUACCUGAUGGUCUUGUUACCUCGUACAAGCCAAAGAUCAACUGGAAAAACGAUGGGUUUGAGGAGCUUCUUUACACUGUCCCUGGCCCUGGUGGUGACUUGGAUUCAAUCAAAGGUGGAGUUGGUUUAGUCCUCAAUGAUGUUUCAGAGGUAAAUUCAAAGGUUAGUCCGGUCUGUACAUCGAAAUGGGAAGUUAAAGAUGUUGAUUCAGACUCCAUUGAUGCUCUCCAGGUUGAACUAAGCUGUACAUGUGGAACUCUUGAAAUAUCCUACAUUGUGUCAUUGUAUCCAAUAAGCAUGGCAACAGCAGUAGUGGUACAAAAUAACGGUUCAAAACCUGUAAAUCUAACUAGUGCAAUAUUAAGUCAUUUGAAAUUUAAUGGUCAAGGUGGUGCUGCAAUUGAAGGACUUAGAGGUUGCUCAUACUGUUCUCACCCACCAUUAUCUUCCAAGUUUGAAAUCAUGUCUCCAGCUGAAGCCAUGAAACCUGAUUCACCUGGUUGGUUUUCUUUUGGUUCUGAACCUGAAAUUAAACAAGGUUCAUGGACAAAAGAAGAAAAUCGUUUUACUAUGUUGAAACAUAAGUUUAGCCGAGUAUACACCGUCCUCCCAACAGAAAGAUUAAAGAGAAUUUAUGAUACAGCACCUUCCAAAUACGAAACCAUCGAUCAGGGUCGUGAACUUCAAUUUAGAAUGAUAAGGAUGGGUUAUGAUGACAUUUACAUAGGAAGUCCUGGUUCUUUCUCUGGAAAAUUUGGAACGGAAUACUUUGUAUGUACUGGUCCUGCAUCAAUGCUGGUGCCGGUGAUUGUGAACGCAGGUGAAGAAUGGCGUGGAGCAUUGAUGAUUGAGCAUGAUAAUUUGUAGUUAGUUCUUAAUGAAUUAUUGGUUUGUCAAUCUUCCUUGUAUAAAUAAAGCAGUGUAUUGGUUUAUAAAGUUAAUCCAACCGAAAUGUAAACGUGAAAUUUUUGUUAUUGAUAGAAUGCGAUAUUAGUACGA